Messenger RNA from Capsella rubella, 1233 nucleotides. Its product is annotated as putative F-box protein At5g36200. Gene Ontology annotation, molecular function: protein binding. Lineage: Eukaryota; Viridiplantae; Streptophyta; Magnoliopsida; Brassicales; Brassicaceae. The record is from RefSeq and is a predicted model, not a curated record.
UUGACCUAACUUGGUGAACAAACAACUCCAACGAUGGCUAUGUACGAUCUUCCAAAGGAUUUAUUGGAGGAGAUACUCUCUAGGGUUCCAGUAGAGUCUAUAAGAGCAUUACAAUAUACUUGUAAAACCUGGAACACUGUAAUCAACGAUCAUAUCAAUUUCACGAAAUCAUUAACAAUUAAGAAUGAGAUUCUGGUGGUCAUGAUGACAUAUUACAAGGUUUGUUUAAUGAGUUUAAAUCUCCAUGGAGUUCACAAAAAUGACAAGACCAACGUUAAAUCAUGUGUUGUGGAUAAAGCUAAACUCAUUAGCCUAAACGAUGAUGAAGAUCAUCGAGUUGAUCAUAUAUCUAAUGUCUUUCACUGCGAUGGUUUACUGUUAUGCAUCACCCGUAACUUAAAUUCUAGGCUGGUGGUUUGUAACCCUUAUUGUGGCCAAACAAGGUGGAUCAACUACGGAAAGGCUUACCAUUUCUUUGAUAGGUAUGCUCUUGGAUACGAGAAGAUGAACAACAACUCGAUUGGUAACCACAAAGUCUUGAGAUGUUGUAAAACAUCCUUCUGUGGAACUUAUAAGUUUGACAUCUACAAUUUUAAAUCUGAUUCUUGGAAAGUUUUUCAUUUGGAGCUUGAUUGGGAAAUCCCGUUUUUACAACGCGGUGUGUCUCUCAAGGGAAAUACUUACUGGUUUGCUAGAGAGAAGAAUAUAGAAGGACUACUUGAUCCCCUUGAUUUCUUGAUCUGUUUUGAUUUUACAACAGAGAGAUUUGGACCGCGUCUUCAUCUACCGUUUCACUCUUGUUGCAAUGACACUGUGGCUCUCUCUAGUGUUAGAGAAGAGCAGCUUGCGGUGUUAUUUCAGCGCAAGGAUACUUUAAGGAUGGAGAUAUGGGUUACAAAUAAGAUUGACCCUGAAGAAGCAUUGUGGAACAAGUUGCUCUUAGAGGUUAGUAUGGGACUGUAUAGUCAGUUUAAUCUUAAAACCAAGAGUUUCAUCAUUGACGAGAAGCAAAAUGUAGUUGUCCUUCUUGGUAGACAUGACCAAGCUUACAUCAUUGGAAAAGAUGGAUACUUCAAAGAAAUUGAUCUUGGGAUACCAAGGUCAUCCAAAUAUGCGUCUUACCCACUUGUGCUCUCUUACGUUCCAAGUUCAGUGCAAAUAUGCAAGAUGUAUGAGUGAUGCAGCAGCAAGAUUCUUUUAGACAUUGAUGAACUUGUUUGUUAACUAACGUGA